CACCCGUCUCGGCCUCCCAAAGUGCUGGGAUUACAGGCUUGAGCCACCGCGCCCGGCCACUAGUGGCAUUUCUAAGGGGAGGGAUUGUGGUUCGAAGGGUCUGUGGCCCAGAACAGGUGAAACAAGGCCUCAGCCUUGGGUUUGACGGGAUUUCUCUACAGCAAAAUGUGGGGCUAACUUGGCAGAGGGCAGCACCGCUAGGUUCUAAGGCCUCCACUCCCUGGGUCUGCCACAGAUCAGGCUGAGUGGGGGACAGAGAUGCCCAGCCCUAGAAUCUUCCUGGAAGAAGACUGGGUUUUUCCCAUUCCCAAUGGAGGGUUCCCCUGUCUGCUGUGUGGGUGGCCCCAACUGUGCCUGAGAAUGAAGUCUGGGGCCUUUCCGGGAUUAUAGAGAACACCAGGGUUAGAGCCGGGAGGCCCUUCAGUCAUCACUGGAUCUAUGGUGUAACCCAGGCACAGAGAGGCCAGGGGGUGAGUCCAAGGUCACCCAGCCAGGGAAAGGCAGAGGCUGUGUGGGCCAAUCCUGCCUGUGACAUUCAGGUCUGUGCUUCUUCCCUGACAGAGCACCAUGAGAUGAGCAGGAGAGGCCCUUGGGAGGAGGCGAGACUGCCUGUUGCUGCUGGGCUCUCCCGGUGCGGCUGAGGUGGGGGUGUACCGAGCAGAGGCCGCAGCCCGGGUGGGCGUGCCAUCCUCACACCUCACUGCAUCUUGCGACAUCACCUCCUGCUGGCUGCAUCCUCACAGCAGGUUGUAGCCAACAGUCCCAGAAUUCUGAAUACAGCAGCGGUGACGGGACUACGAGGCGGCACCGCAGGAUGUGGUCACUAGAGGGCAGCAGGAAAGCCACUGCGGUGGCUCAGCAGGAAGAAGUUCCCAGGCCAGGAGAGAAGCUGCAGGAAGAAGGGGCGGACUUGAUUUCUCCAUCUGAACAGUGGGAGUGAGGACCCUGACCUCCGAGAGUGCUUAUGGGGAAUAACACGGUGCUAGAAGCUGGGUGAGCUGAGCCAGGCAGCACUGCGGGUUUGGGAAAUGAGGAUCCACUCACCCACUCCCAAAGGAGUCAUGCCAAAUAGUGGGGUGUGGGAAGAAUCUUCACAAAGCACUUGAGUUCACCCCAUUAGCUGUGAACCAACAGAUCCACAGGACCAGAUAGCAAAGGGAGGAACAUGCUUUAAGUCUCAGAAGCAUCUGCCUGCCCAGUCCCCGUCAUGCUGAUUCACAAAUGGGCUGGGGCCAGUAACGGAAUGCAUGUUUGGAGGCCAAAUACGUUUAAGCUGGAGGAACAGGAAGCCAAAUCUCCUUAGAGGGAAAGAGCUGGACUCUGGGGAACCUACCAGAUGAGGGUUAAAGCAGGCCUGAGAGCUCAGGCCGGUUCCUCUACCUCUGUGCCUCGGCUUUCUCGCCUGUGAAGUGGGCAGAUACUGACUUUUACAUUUGGUUCUUGCUAGAAGGACAUGAGCUGAUGCAGGGGAGGGGCUUGGCACAAUAGAUGUUAACGGAGAUAAUGUGAUGAUCUUGGUGUUUUAAUUCAGACUCUGUGAGUUGCAUCAAGGUCAGGAAUGCUCCCUGGUCCACUUUUGCUUUGAGUUUCAGGUAGCUGGUGUCACUUCGGUGUGGUUUGAAGAAGAGUUUCUCCCCAGCUGCGUUGGAGGUGCCCUUUUGACCUGGAGGCCUGGGGUGAGCCCCCUUGCCCUUGCUGACUUCUGCUAACCUGCUUCCUGGGGGAAUCGCUGCACAAGUUGAAUUUUAAAGGUCUGCUGGCCACAGGGCUGCCGCACUGGCUGGGACUGCCAGCUGGACCUGGAGACGCUGGUGGCUGUGGACUCCCCAGCUUGGAGCAGCCCCUCUUUGACCUCGCCCCGUGGAGAAGCAGCCCCAUGAAGGUGCCCAGCCAUGCAAUGUUCCUGGAAGGCCGUCCUCCUCCUUGCCCUGGCCUCCAUUGCCAUCCAGUACACGGCCAUCCGCACCUUCACCGCCAAGUCCUUUCACACCUGCCCCGGGCUGGCGGAGGCCGGGCUGGCCGAGCGACUGUGCGAGGAGAGCCCCACCUUCGCCUACAACCUUUCCCGCAAGACCCACAUCCUCAUUCUGGCCACUACGCGCAGCGGCUCCUCCUUCGUGGGCCAGCUCUUCAACCAGCACCUGGACGUCUUCUACCUGUUUGAGCCCCUCUACCACGUCCAGAACACGCUCAUCCCCCGCUUCACCCAGGGCAAGAGCCCCGCCGACCGGCGGGUCAUGCUGGGCGCCAGCCGAGACCUCCUGCGGAGCCUCUACGACUGCGACCUCUACUUCCUGGAAAACUACAUCAAGCCGCCGCCGGUCAACCACACCACCGACAGGAUCUUUCGCCGCGGGGCCAGCCGGGUCCUCUGCUCCCGGCCUGUGUGCGACCCUCCGGGGCCAGCCGACCUGGUCCUGGAGGAGGGGGACUGCGUGCGCAAGUGCGGGCUGCUCAACCUGACGGUGGCGGCAGAGGCGUGCCGCGAGCGCAGCCACGUGGCCAUCAAGACGGUGCGCGUGCCCGAGGUGAACGACCUGCGCGCCCUGGUGGAAGACCCGCGGUUAAACCUCAAGGUCAUCCAGCUGGUCCGAGACCCCCGCGGCAUUCUGGCUUCGCGCAGCGAGACCUUCCGGGACACGUACCGGCUCUGGCGGCUCUGGUACGGCACGGGGAGGAAACCCUACAACCUGGACGUGACGCAGCUGACCACGGUGUGCGAGGACUUCUCCAACUCCGUGUCCACCGGCCUCAUGCGGCCCCCGUGGCUCAAGGGCAAGUACAUGUUGGUGCGCUACGAGGACCUGGCCCGGAAUCCCAUGAAGAAGACCGAGGAGAUCUACGGGUUCCUGGGCAUCCCGCUGGACAGCCACGUGGCCCGCUGGAUCCAGAACAACACGCGGGGCGACCCCACCCUGGGCAAGCACAAAUACGGCACCGUGCGAAACUCGGCUGCCACGGCCGAGAAGUGGCGCUUCCGCCUCUCCUACGACAUCGUGGCCUUUGCCCAGAACGCCUGCCAGCAGGUGCUGGCCCAGCUGGGCUACAAGAUCGCCGCCUCGGAGGAGGAGCUGAAGAACCCCUCGGUCAGCCUGGUGGAGGAGCGGGACUUCCGCCCCUUCUCGUGACCCGGGCGGCGCGGGUGGGGGCGGGAGGCGCACGGUGUAGAUUUUGAUAAAAUGGACCGUUUUUAACUGUUGCCUUAUUUCCCCCUCCCUCCCCCACCUCAUCUUCGUGUCCCUCCUGCCCUCAGCUCACCCCACUCCCUUCUGCCCCUUUUUGUCUCUGAAAUUUGCACUACGUCUUGGACGGGAAUCACUGGGGCAGAGGGCGCGUGAAGUGGGGUCCCGCCCCCACCCCACCCCAUUCAGACACACGGAUAUUGGGUCUCUGUGCGGACGGUGACAAUGUUUACAAGCACCACACUUACACAUCCACACACGCACACGGGCACCCGCGAGGCGACUUCUCAAGCUUUUGAAUGGGUGAGUGGUCGGGUAUCUAGUUUUUGCACUGUCUUACUAUUCAAGGUAAGAGGAUACAAACAAGAGGACCACUUGUCUCUAAUUUAUGAAUGGUGUCCAUCCUUUCCCCAUCCCUGCUUCCUGCCCCUGACACCCACUUUCCCCCUUAGAGCAGCGAAACUGCCCCCUCCUGCCCGCCCUUGCCUGUCGGUGAGGCAGAUUUUUACUGUGAGGUGAACGUGGACCUGUUUCUGUUUCCAGUCUGUGGUGAUGCUGUCUGUCUGUCUGAGUCUCGUGGCCGCCCCUGGACCAGUGAUGACUGAUGAAUCUUAUGAGCUUCUGAUUGAUCUCGGGGUCCAUCUGUGAUAUUUCUUUGUGCCAAAAAGAAAAAAAAAGAGUGGAUCAGUUUGCUAAAUGAACAUUGAAAUGCUUUAUGUGUGUUUUCUGUAAAUAAAAGAGUGCAAUAAUC
Macaca mulatta (Rhesus monkey) is the source of this 3933-nucleotide messenger RNA. The record is from RefSeq and is a predicted model, not a curated record. Lineage: Eukaryota; Metazoa; Chordata; Mammalia; Primates; Cercopithecidae.